AUGAAGAUACUUGAAGCUCGUAAUGGCGCGCUUACUAAUUUUGAGGUGCUUCAUCUCUUGAGAUCAAGAGGGGCUGGAACAGAUCUGUCUCGUGUCAUUGCAUCUGUUUCGCCUUCUGAAUACAAGGUUUUCGAUUAUUUGGAGCAGACAGCCGCAUGCAACCAAACGAUUGAUGUCAUUAAUAGAUGUUAUGAUGAGUUGAGAAAGUGUGAGCUUGCCAAGGCUGAGGUUCUUAAUAUUAUCAACAUGAGGCCAGCAUCUGUAGUUGAGGUUUACCCGAUUAUAGAAGAUUGUGAGUCGCGGAUGGAAGACAAAAUAGAUGAGCUUGUGGAGACCAUCACGCGGAUUUUGCCGCCUCAUCCUUCACAAAAAGAAGAGCCUGGUCAGGAAAGUGUGGAGAACAAUGGAGAAACUGAAAAUUGA
Molecule: messenger RNA, 423 nt
Organism: Striga hermonthica
Lineage: Eukaryota; Viridiplantae; Streptophyta; Magnoliopsida; Lamiales; Orobanchaceae
Source: the annotation of a GenBank genome assembly